Lingula anatina is the source of this 1568-nucleotide messenger RNA. RefSeq lists its product as uncharacterized. Lineage: Eukaryota; Metazoa; Brachiopoda; Lingulata; Lingulida; Lingulidae. The record is from RefSeq and is a predicted model, not a curated record.
GCCAGGCUAAUACCAUGUGCACCAGUACAGGGGCGCGGCUCGCACAUGUUGACAACCGUGCAACUAUGGACGCUUUGAUCCGACAGAUCCAAAUGGUGUCCCACGAACAGUGGCAGUUCCGUGGAAACUACUGGAUUGGCGCCGUGUGGAACAGAACAGCCCCCUUUAAAUGGAUUUGGGAAACUGGAGGAAAAGUUAACUACAGCAACUGGCUUAUUUCGCCGCAAAUGAACCCUUCAAUCAUCCAGGCUGCGAAAUUAGCGUUUAAACAGGACUUCAUGUGGAUGUCCGAAAGCAUAACUUCUCUGCACCACUUCAUUUGCCAGUUCGCGGCAGUGGUACUGGAGCCAAGUAGCGGUGCCCCGACACUAAAACCCACAACAGCCCCCAUAAACCACGACCCCACCACCGGAGGAUCCUUGUCAACGACAGAACAGGAUGUCUCAAUAGCGACUUCCACGGAGGCCAUUAAAUUGGACCAUACUACUUUGACCAGUGGCAUAGUAACUAAUCCAGACACCACUUUGACGAGUGACAUUGUGGCUGAGCCAGUCAACACUUUGACGAGUGACAUAGUCACUAAACCAGCGACUACUAUGCCAAGUGACAUAGUCACUGAGCCAGACACUACCAUAGAAAAUGCCAUAACGGAACAUACGAGAAGCACGUUAAUGAGUGAUUAUUUAAGCACUCGGAACGUCGUGGAACCAAACAAAACCAAUGGCUUUGCAACUCCAACUAAAAAUGGACUGACACCCAGGACGGUGACCAUAUCCGACAAUCCAUCCGCACGUGAAAGAAAGCAAAACCGACCUAUGUGGGGUCUAUUUCUAGCCAUAUUUAUCCCAGUACUGCUGGUUUCCAUCGCUUUCACUCUGGCCUGGUUCAUAUACAAGAAACACAACAAUGCUGGGCACAGAAGGCACCUCCUAAUGAAAGAAAGCAUUUACACCACCGUUCAGAACCCAAUGUAUAAGACAGGGUUGGCGGAUACUCCCACUUCGGGAAACAAAGCCAUGGCGUCGUUUAAAGGAAAGCGUCCGUUCUGCAAUCAGCUUGGUGAUGACGUACACUACAGAAUGGAUAGAAUAGCUGAAGAAACAUCCUUUGAUGUCAACCGCUGUCAUUCCAUCGAAGAAAGAACUGUUGAGAUCUACGAUAUCGUAGAUUUUACACAAAUCAGAAGAUAAAUGUUCGUUGUGUAAAGAGUGACAAUGAAGGUUACGUAACUAAACACAUUAUCUGUGUACAGAACAGUGUGCUAGUCAUAAUGAAUGAAAAUUGGUUUCUGAGUUGUUUACGUCUACAAAAAGGCAUCUGAGAAAGAAAGGAUAGCAAAGGGAUUGUACAUCUGUACAGUAAUUGAUGCACAUGUGCAAAUGGUUCGAUAAAUUAACGUACUUUGUAAAAUGAAGUAGUCAAUGAGCUGAUACACUGUAUUUCACUGAGAUGAGAUAAAAGAAAAAUCCAUGUACUUAUUGUUAUAAAAAAGGAUGUUCGUCAGUGCGUCUUGCUUUCGUGACAAUUUCAUAAAUAUAUAAUGUAAUAAAAUUUUGUAAAAGAAAAUU